UUUACAGACAGGCCAAAGGCACACAGCCCGGCCGUAGGGGUGUGAAGACAGAGCAAAAAUGUCCUUGAUAAGGUCAGUGUUGGGAUGGAUAAGGGACGACUCGUCGUUACCGAACACGGUUAAGGAAGCAAAUGCUGCCGACUAUGCAAAAUUCCCAAUUCAUCUGAGAGAGGAGAACCUCAUGGUUUAUGGGCCUCAAAAAGGUCUCUAUGAAAUUGCUGUCCUCAAACCACCCAAUUCAAGUAGCAGCAUUCAAGUUUUCAGUAUAUUGAGAACUCACAACCUGAAGGAAGCAGAGGAAGAAUUUUAUAGUCUCCAUGACAAGCUUCCUUUGCUCCUUAACUGUUCAAAAGAUAUCUGGAAUGCUGGAAUGCUCCAAAAAGUCCUUGAUGUUCUGAGGGACCAUCCAAACUGGACAGUUGCACAUGCUUUGGCUGGAAAAAAUUCCCCACUGAUCAAUCACGUGAACGAUGAGGGUAACACGCCACUCCACCUGGCGUGCCUUGCCGACAAGCCCGAUUGUGUGCAGGCUCUCAUCUGUGCAGGUGCCAACAUGAAUGCCAUGGGCUGUGGUCCUCUUCCCAUUAACAGUGCUUUAGAAGGCUCUAAUGGCAACUCUGCAAAGGAAAUCCUUACCACAUACCCUAAUCAGCUGCAUGCUAAUGACAUGAAAUAUGGAGGAACUCCUUUACAUUGGGCCAAAUCAAGGAAAAUGGUGGAAGCCCUGGUGAAUCUGGGUUGCUGCAUUGAUGCCACCAAUUUUCAGGGGGAUACUGCCCUCCAUGUUAUGGUACAAAGGGCCAGAGUGGAGUGUGUGAUGACUCUCCUCUCACUUGGGGCCAAUGUGAAUGCCAAGGACCAAUUUGGGAACACGCCCCUACAUGUUGCUUGUGCCAACCCCAACAUCCCCAUCAUUCAGGCAUUGGUUGUGUUCGGGUCAGACUUGAAGGCUGUGAAUGAGGCUGGUCAACUACCAAGGCAUCUGUUGGCCACAGGUGGAACUGUGAAUCAAGAGAGGAAGAAGGCCCUAUAUGUGUUGCAUGCUGUCGGAGCUCCUCGCUGUCCACCAAUCCAGACAGAAUGCACUGACAGUUGCAGUGCAGCUGGUCAGUACAAUGGUGACUGGAAGUUUCCUGGUAUGAGUCUCUCACCUGUGGAAGACCCUUCUCAGGGACAGCCAGAUCAAAAGGAUCAGGCUGGCUCAGAUCAUGCUCUGUGUGAACGGCAGCGUGAUGCCUUUGACAAAGCCCUCGAUGGCAUUUUCUUGGAAAGGAGGAAGGAAAAAAAUGCAAGUGAAAAGAAUGGCAAGCCUGUGAGAGUCUUGUGUCUUGAUGGUGGAGGGAUCAAGGGCCUCAUGCUCUGCCAAGUCCUCAUCUUCAUCGAGGAAAUGCUAGGACGUCCCAUCGCCACAGCAUUUGACUGGAUUGCUGGCACCUCAACUGGUGGAAUUCUGGCCCUCAUGAUUGCAUCUGCCAUCAUCACUCUAGGGAAGUCUGUACGAGAGGCUCAGCGAUUAUAUCUAAACCUGAAGGACAAGGUAUUUGUAGGGAAGAUACGACCAUACCCUACGGAGAACCUGGAACGCUUUCUAAGAGAUGAAUUUGGUGAAUCCACCGUCAUGACUGACUUGAAAAAUCACAAGGUGGUACUAACGGCUGCAAUGUCCGACCGACUCCCAUCUGACCUUUAUCUCUUCCGCAACUACCCACCCCCCCAGGAAAUCUUAGGAAUCCCUGAAGUGGGACCAUUCAAACCCUUCCCAAAACCAGAAGAGCAGUCUGUGUGGAAGGCUGCUCGUGCAACAGGAGCUGCCCCGACUUACUUCAGGGCCUCUGAACGGUUCAUGGAUGGUGGGAUAAUCAGCAAUAAUCCAACCCUGGAUCUCCUGACAGAGAUGAAUGAAUGGAAUGCUGUCAUGGAAGCUGUGAAGAGGAAGGAGGAUAUUGUGACUCCAACAGUCGUUGUCUCUCUUGGAACUGGUCGAAUGUUCCCUUCUGAGGUGAGUGUGGACAAGAAGUUGGUGGUUCUGUCCCAACCAUUGGACAUUCACUGGCCAGACAGCCCUCUAGGAGCUGCUAGAGCUGGAUUAGGCCUUAUCCAGUUUCUCAAAUUCCUUGCUGACCAGCUUACAAACGCAGACAAUCGUGUUGUGGAUCGGGCUCGUGCUUGGUGCAGCACAAUGGGGGUCCCAUAUUUUCGCCUCAAUCCACCUCUUUACACCUGGAUCAAUUUAGAUGAGACUCAAGAUGAAGUCCUGGCUAAUUCAAUGUGGGAGACUAUGUGCUACAUCCACAAGAAUCACAAGCUUGUUGAGGAACUAGUCCCAUACCUUAAGCUUCCAAGAAUCACCAUGCAAGAUGAGAAGCCUCUAUUGACCUUUGCCAGGUCAUCUCAGGUCAUUGGUGUGUCCCAGGAUGCAGAGAUGGAAAACAUCAUUGUGACUACUCUGGGGAAUCAUGUUGCUCUCUAUAAUGCAGAAACUGCCUCAUUGGUGGAGACAUGGCAGCCAAGUCUCUCCAGGUCAUCUGGGAGGAGUGCUUAUGAGCUGCCUGUAAUCUAUGCCCUGGACAUUGAGUCAUAUGUUGCAUUCUCAGCCCCCAACACACUCUGGGUUUGGGAUAAGGAGUCCAAGAUGAGACGCAUGCGAUCCCAUCGUGUAACUGGGGAAAUUCAUAGAACAUUUGUUGCUGGAGGCAGAGGUUGGGUGAUAUACACAAAUGGAAGCGUGGAGACCAUUGCAGUCUCUUUGAGUUCCCAUCCUGAGAGAAAAGUCUCCCAGGUUCUACCAUCAAAAUCCAUGAUCCAGGAAUUCCAUCUUCGUAUCCUUCCAGAUGGAGCUGCCUUCCUUGACAUCACUUUCUCUCCUCGCACCAAUCCUGAAUUGCUGGAGUGGAGAGGGGUGAAACUGAAUCUUAGUUCUUAUAACAAGGAAGAGGAAUUUCACAAAUUGGUGAGAGCCAAGAAUAAAGAGAAGCCUAUGGCACAUAUCUUUUUGGAGAUCAUCCCACAAGUCACCUCACUCAUCAGCAUAUUUUCGGAUGGAACAGUGAAGAAGGAAAGCUGGAAUCGACCUGCAGUUGAGUGGUCAGGGUUGCUCAAGGCUGCAUUCCGCCUCUCUUCCCCAGUUGCCUUGGCUGCUCUGGGGCAUCUUGUUGGUCAUAUGGCUAUCUUUGGAGAGGAUACUGAUGGAGAAGGUGCAUCUCUGCAAGUGUGGGAUGUGCGCAAUGGGGUCUGCAUCCUAAAGCACCAAGUGAAAAUGUACGCCUCUCCUCCCCGGCUCUGGUCCAUUGGCCCUCAUCUUCUUUUCCCAGUUGCACAGAGCAUGGUACGAGUGAGUGUGGCUCACUUGACACCCGAAAGCCUUGCUGAUGCCCUCAUUCUGUCUAACUCUGGAAAACGGUCCUCCAGCCCACGAGGUAAGAAGAGGAGUCUCAUUAUCACAUGGGAUGCAGAGAACUGUGAGGAGAGGAUGGAUCAAGAUGAAGAUGACAAUGAACAGAACCUGUCCUUGGAUGUUUGUGUGUCCAAGCGUGAUUCUAAAGGCCUGAAAGAAAUCCUCAUGAAAACACCUGAGAUUUCAGAGGUGGAGCUGGUUGCCAUCGUCCAGCUGUGCUUACGCAAUUGUGGGCCAAGUGACCAGGAUUCCAAUUGGCAGGAUCUCUUGAAUGUGGCAACUCGAACCCCUUUCGAUGUGCCCAAAUUGACACGAGCCCUGCAGAGGCUUACUGAUCAGGAGGCAGCCAUCCUGUGUGCCUUCCUGGCUGACAACUUUUGUGUGGAGGGAGUGCAUUACAUUGAGUGGUGUAAAUGCCUGCUAGAUGCCCAGGUCUGUUCUCUCCUCAGCUCUCCUCAGAAUACCAUAGAUGUCCUCAAGAAGCUCAGGACACAUCUCUUUGAAAUGGAGCAGCAACUUGAGGCACUUGGAGAACUUGGUCAGACAGUCCUAAAAGUCAAGCAAGUUCCUGAAAGCAAUCCACAAGAGGAUGAAGUGCUAGAAAAUCCUGAAUAUACAGUGGAGCAAAUUCCCUUAUUAUGAUG
Molecule: messenger RNA, 4038 nt
Organism: Darwinula stevensoni
Lineage: Eukaryota; Metazoa; Arthropoda; Ostracoda; Podocopida; Darwinulidae
Source: the annotation of a GenBank genome assembly